AAACGGGGGCAUGCGCAAUGGUGGCUCAACGCCGGUGAAUCGCCAUCUGCAAGCGAUUCGUCUGCUUUUCACUGCUGAUAAAUAAAUCUGUGCAGGUUAUCGAAACUUGGUAAAAAAAAAAGUUGAAGUAACCCAAAUGCAUAAAGAAAACUACGUUUCUUGCGAUGUAUCCCUACCGCGUUGAAUAUUGUGCUACUAUCGAAUAGCUGCGGUAAAAUCACGUCUCCAUUGCGGGAGCGAACGAUAAAAAUAUAAGUGAAAACAUAAAAAUGACAAGUAUGGGUGAAGACGAGGUACAAAACCUCAAGGAAAAGGGAAAUGCGUGCGUGCGUCAACAAAAAUUCGAAGAGGCGAUGUUCCACUACACCCACGCCAUCAAAAUGGACCCACAAAAUUUUUCGUUGUACAGUAAUCGUUCUUACGUCUUUUUGAAGAUGCAACAGUACCACUUCGCAUUGGAAGAUGCUGUGAUGACCAUUCAACUGAAACCCGAUUGGACAAAGGGUUAUUAUCGAAAAGCUGAGGUAGAAUUUCACACGUUUCGGUUCAGCGAUGCUCUUCACUCGUAUAGAAAAGCACUGAGCUUGCAGCCUAACGACCCCAGCAUCCUCGAGGCAAUGAACAAAGCUUCCAGGUCAUUGAUCAAGGACCAACGAGCGGACCAACAAAUCCCGUGGCUCGGUGCAGGAAUCGGAAUAAUUUUAGGAGUCAUUGUCGUCAUUGCCGAUUACGUAUUUACGAAUAAACCAACAUUGACGCAUCCGUUGUUGAUGGCACUAUUAACGAUCUCGAUAGCCAUGCUCGGAUUUGCGAUCGCCAAGGGAUUCCGAUACUUCGUCAAAUGCCAAAGGAAAUCGCUCCUCGAGCCACCCAUCGACCUUUACGAAGGCUCAGCAACCGGCAAAACCGACGGUGAUCAGAGCGACAGCGAGAAAAGCGGCGGAGACAAGGAUAAACAUCCGAAAUACAGCAAAGCGCAGGCGCGACAAAGAUUUAAGAAAGGAAAAACGUAGCCCGAACAUUAUUAUUCUCUCAUCUCUUAAAAUUUUUCGACAUUCUUACUCGUGUUAAAAUAGACAAGUUCCAUCGUAUUUUUAACGCAAUUGUAAUAUUCAGCGGCCGCAGCUCUUUUGAGCUUGUCCCUCGUUUAUCGUCCGGCUCGACAGCGGGGAGUGACUGAAGAUUCUGUUUUUUUCGCCCUCACUUAAUUUCCCGGUCAAUUGACUCUUUCCAGUUCAAUUAAUUGUCGAACAAUCUUCGAAAGUGGGCCAACUAUUUGUGCCAUAGGACUCUUGCACUUAUCGUAAAUAUCCCGAACACACGUUCAAAUUCCAGUUUAUAAAGUUCAUGAAAAGAAUAUUAAAUAUAACAUAACUAUAAUACUUGAAAGAAAAACGAACAAUGAAUCGGUUGUUACAAGUGCAACGAAUAACUCGGUGCUACGAGCUUUUGUUCUCGUAAUCUUUUCCACCGCCUAAUAGAGUCUAACGCACUCGCGCGUGUUGGCCUAUCGGUUAACGAUUUGCUGAUUUUUCUCGUUCCAUGAGAUUGCGAAUCGGUAAAAAGUCACGUAAAUACGCGGGGAAUUUGUGCUGGAAGUACGAAGCAGAAUGGCGAGCCUCGAUUUUAUAUUUGUUCAAAAUUCUUGACAAAAUUCAACCGCGCAUCUCGACUGACUUAAACGAAUUGAAAGCGCUAAUUCUUAUUUUUUUCUUUACCGCAAUUCGCUGGGUCGUACGACCAACUUACACGCUCGUUUGCUGACAAAAUCACGCGAGGUAUCAUUUUGCACGGAAGUUCAAUACCGCCGUAUCGCGGCGGCCACAGCGAAUCUGUCGAACGUAUUUCCGGCUUUGGAAGAAGAUACGAGCGCGGCGUUUACACGAGCUCAUAAAUCGUAUAGCCGGAUUAGGAGCUGUAGAAGUUAAGCACGAAAUCAACAUAUUGUACGGGAACAAUGAAAAUUCAUUUAUAUCACGAAAAUAUCGACAUUUUGAGGAAUCCUUCACGGUUUUGGCAAUUGAGAGCACGAACAUUAAGAUUAAUAGUACCUGUAAACAUGUGAGCAGUGAAUCGUUAAUAAAAGAAGUAGAAAUCUUGAA
Venturia canescens is the source of this 2102-nucleotide messenger RNA. Its product is annotated as protein TOM71-like. Bases 270 to 1013 code for a protein of 247 amino acids. NCBI's taxonomy places the organism in Eukaryota, Metazoa, Arthropoda, Insecta, Hymenoptera, Ichneumonidae. The record is from RefSeq and is a predicted model, not a curated record. Gene Ontology annotation, molecular function: Hsp90 protein binding. The transcript has 5 exons.